Messenger RNA from Penaeus chinensis, 2007 nucleotides. RefSeq lists its product as uncharacterized. The coding region runs from base 1 to 2007 and encodes 668 amino acids. NCBI's taxonomy places the organism in Eukaryota, Metazoa, Arthropoda, Malacostraca, Decapoda, Penaeidae. Gene Ontology annotation, molecular function: catalytic activity. The transcript has 5 exons. The record is from RefSeq and is a predicted model, not a curated record.
AUGCUUACUGGUAUUUCAGUUGACCUUGGAAGCAUAAAUGACCUUAGAAAAACUGCAGUUAUAAACAAUGAGCUCUCUAGACUUGAUGUCGACAUUGUUGCACUGCAGGAGACGCGCCUUGCAGAGGCAGCUAGCCUACGCGAGAAAGACUAUACCUUCUAUUGGCAUGGUAAGCCAAAAGAUGAGAGAAGGGAGCAUGGUGUCGGCUUUGCUGUGAAGAAUAGUCUGUUGAAAAUGAUUGAACCUCCAACAAACGGCUCUGAACGUAUUCUCACAAUGAGACUCAACACCACCACUUGCCCUGUGACACUCAUCAGUGUCUACGCGCCAACUCUCAUGGCCUCCUCUGACACAAAAGAUGAGUUUUAUGAAAAUCUCUGUGCCACCCUUCUGAAAGUUCCUCCAAAAGACCAAGUUAUUUUACUUGGCGAUUUCAAUGCCCGUGUUGGUAGUGACUACGAGGCUUGGCCUUCUUGUUUAGGCAAACUCAAUGUUGGCAAAGUUAAUGAAAAUGGUCAGAGACUUCUUGAAUUUUGCACGCGUCUCAAUCUUUGCAUUGCUAACUCAUUCUUUCAGACUAAACCUCAGAAUAAAGUUGCUUGGAGACAUCCACGCAGCAAGCAUUGGCAUCAGCUUGAUCUUGUGCUUGUUCGUAGAUCAAACCUCAAUUCCAUCAAAGUUGUUCGUUCUUAUCACAGUGCUGACUGUGAUACUGAUCAUUUGCUUGUUUGUUGCAAAGUUAAGCUCUCUCCAAAAAAGAUGUUCUUUUCUAAGGCUAAGGGAAAGCCUCGUCUGAACACUGCAAACAUGCAGGAUCCUGUGCUUGUGUCACAAUUUACAAACCUUUUUGAAAAGGAAUAUUCAAUCAUAGAGUCAGAUCCAGCUGAAAAGCGAUGGCAGUCUUUGAAAUCUGCAAUGCACAGCUGUGCACUUGCAACCUUUGGUAGAAAUAAAACCAAGUCUUCUGACUGGUUUGAGACAAAGUCUAAGAUACUUAAUCCUGUUAUUGUGAAAAAGAGGCAAAUGCAGUGCGUGUACAACAAGCACCCCAGUAGAGAAAAUCUGUACAAGCUCCGGCAAGCCAGAAAUGAGGCCAAGCAGAUGGUCAGGCGUUGCGCCAAUGACUACUGGAUGGAGCUGAGUCAGCGCAUUGAAAAUGCCUCUGCUACAGGCAAUAUCAGAGCCAUGUAUGAGGGCAUUACGACUGCAACAGGGCCUACUCAGAUCAAAUCUGCCCUCUUGAAAUCCUCCUCCUGGAGAACUUAUUGUGGACAAGGGCAGAGCACUGUUUCUGAGUCCGCACUUGCUGCGAUGGAGCAACUUAGCGUUUUACAUGAGCUUGAUGAGAUGCCUACAAUCUCUGAGCUGAGUAAAGCUAUUGACCAGCUUGCCCCUGCGUUUGACACAGUUAUUCGUGAGGGACUGUACUUGGCGCUUUCUAAAAUUGGCUGCCCUCCAAAGCUCCUUUGUCUAGUUAGAUCCUUCCACCAGAACAUGAAAGGGACAGUGCAGUUUGAUGGAAAUUUGUCUGAGCCUUUUGACAUAUGCAACGGCGUGAAGCAAGGUUGCGUCCUAGCCCCAACCCUCUUUGGGAUCUUUUUCUCAAUGCUCCUUAAACACGCUUUUGGUGAUGUGAAAGAGGACUCAGAGAUUAACAAGAGGAUAGGCAAAGCUGAAGGUACCCUGUCAAAGCUAACUGACAGAGUGUGGGAGAACUCCACAUUGAAAGUGGAGAAUUUGGGGCUAAGUAAGCUUUCCGCUCGAUGUGUCCUGAGGCUGUUGCGUCCAGAUCAGCAGCAAGGAAGAGUAGAUCUUUCAAUGGAAGUUUUGAACAAGUGUGAUGAGGAAUCUGAAGCUUUUCUGCAGAGAAUUGUGACAGGGGAUGAAAGGUGGCUUUACAGUACGAUCCCAAGAACCAAAUUCAAUCAAAGCAGUGGCUGCCCAGGCGUGGAAGUGGAAGCAAAUUCUGAGCGUUCAAGAGAAAAGGCCAUGGCCACUGUCAGAUGA